Molecule: messenger RNA, 8403 nt
Organism: Notothenia coriiceps (black rockcod)
Lineage: Eukaryota; Metazoa; Chordata; Actinopteri; Perciformes; Nototheniidae
Gene: prrc2a
Product: proline-rich coiled-coil 2A
Biological process (GO): cell differentiation
Source: RefSeq, a predicted model, not a curated record
GAAAUUACCCAGUAGCCGUUGACGGCUCUUUAGGUGACGGAUCGAGUCCAGUAUUACAAUUUUCUUUUACCCCUUUUCCUUUAUUUUUUGGGCCAAAAAAAGAGAAAAGGAUUGCAAUCUCAGGGCUCACCAUACUCAAUGAGCGGACAGCGCAAUGUCAGAGCGCUCUGGGCAAACUGCAAAGGGGAAGGAAGGCAAAACCAAGUAUGCGUCUCUCAACCUGUUUGAUACAUACAAAGGAAAGAGCCUUGAAACACAAAAGCCUGUUGUUCCCCCCCGCCAUGGCCUGCAGUCUCUUGGUAAAGUUGCCUCCGCACGGCGUAUGCCACCACCUGCCAACCUGCCCAGUCUGAAGGCAGAGAACAAAGGCAACGAUCCAAACGUCUCGCUCGUUCCCAAAGACGGCUCAGGAUGGGCAAGCAAACAGGAACAAGCAGCGGACCCAAAGAGUACCGAUGCAUCGCCAGCACCGCUGCCGGAAUUGCAGCAGCCUGUGGCUUCACCGACACCUGCACCGAUCCGCCCGAGAACCCCGCCAGCUUCAGAGCCUCUGGUGCCAGCUUCAACCCAGGCCGCAGGGGCAAGGUCUUGGGCACAGGCCAGUGGUACACAUGGAACACAAGGGGAUGGUGGAAAGGCAUUAAACCAACAGUCGCCAUUCUCUCGCGAGGAAUUUCCCACCCUGCAGGCGGCUGGCGACCAGGACAAAGUUGGCAAAGAACCGGGCACUGCAGAUCAGUGGUAUGGGCCCGUACCAAACCUCCGCCCCCAGAACGUUACAAGUUGGCGGGACGGUGGGGGCCGACCCAUGGCGCCCACCCUGUCUGGGGAGGGGGCAGUGGAGGGUGGCCUUGGUGGGGCUCUGGUGAUGGAUGGGGCAGCUGGGGUCCCCCUUCCAAACUCUCAGUCCCACGGGCCACCUAGGAACCCUCCCGCAGGCAGCCCUGCCUUGCCACUGCCCCAGCCCCCUGUGGGACCUGGGUUCCCGCAAUACAGAGGGAUCAUGCCUCCAUUCAUGUAUCCUCCCUACCUGCCCUUUCCGGGUCCUUAUGGCCCUCAGGGGCCCUACAGGUACCCGGGACCCGGGGAAGGGCCCCCGCCAAGGUUCAGGCAGGCUGUUCCUCAGGGCGGCCAACGUGAAGGAGGUGGAGAGGGGCCGAAGCGACCCUCUAUCCUAAAGCAGGAUGACCUGAAGGAGCUCGACGAGCUGGACCACGACGGAGAUGACGGAUGGGCCGGCGCUCAUGAGGAGAUUGAUUACUCUGCCAAGUUGAAGUUCAGUGAUGAUGAAGGAGAAGAAGAGGGGGAAGAGGAGAGAUCCGAGAGUAAGAAUGAAUUACGUGAGCAGCAGAGGUCCCAGGAUGCUCCCCCUGCAGCCUCUCGCUCUCGAGCCUCGGACAGUGGCGGAGAAUCUCGCCGCACUCCCCCCUCUAAUGCUGACAAUGGUCCGCAACCCCCCUCCAGCAAGCCAGGAUGGGCCGAGGAGGGAGGCCAAGGAGCACCAACAAACUUCCAGGACCGGGCCCAAAACCAGGGUACCUCUCAAGGCCCGGGGAAGGCUCUGCCCGCCCAGCACCAGCCAGCACCAGGAGGCCCCUCUCCAAAUGCCCAGCCUCAGGACAACGAUGAGGAUGAGACUUGGCGCCAGCGCAGGAAGCAGUCUUCCACUGAGAUCUCUGCUGCUGUAGAGCGAGCCCGUCGCCGCCGCGAGGAGGAAGAACGUAGGAUGGAGGAAGAGAGACGUGCAGCCUGUGCAGAGAAGCUGAAGAGGCUGGACGAGAAGCAGCAACAGCAGCUGGGCAGCAACACAGACGGUGGUAGCGAAUGUAAAAGCCCCAGUCUGGAUGGAAACUCUACUGCUGCCACAGAAGGCAGCCCUUGCCCAUCUAUUUCAGCCUCUGCAUCCUCCCCUAACAUCAGCCAGCCUCCAUCCCCCUGUGUUGACCCCGAGGAGCCUCCAUUGCUGCUUGUCCAGCCGGGGUCCAGUCCUGGAAUCAUCGAACGUCAGCGAGCCAGCAGCAACAGCAGCUAUGACUCCAGUGCAGAAGCGCCGCAGUGUCCCCAGCCGGCUGCGUCACAGCCCCUGCAGUCCGCACUGGACGUGCCUUUACCAGAGGAAACCAAGGAAGAGAGCGUUAGCGCCACACACAUUCGUGCUAGUAGUGGAGGUGAAAGAGGAGUCGACCCGGUGAAGAUGGAGAAUAUCGGAGGGGGAGCAAGUCGUCAAGCUGGAGGUCCUCCAGGCCAGGGUUACUCGAAGUACCAGAAGUCUCUUCCACCUCGGUUUCAGAGGCAGCAGCAGGAGCAGCUCCUGAAGCAGCAGCAGCAGUGGCAGCAGCAACAACAACAGCAGCAACAGCAGCAGCAGCAACAGCAGCAACAACAACAACAGCAGCAGCAGCAGCAGCACAGCCAGGCUUCACAAAGCCAGCUGUCACCCCAGCCCCAGCCUCAGCAGGGUCCUUCACCGGGUUCAACACCCCAGCCAGGCCCUGGACCUAAGCAGGGUGGCCCCAUGUAUCAACCCGGCAACAUGGUUCGACCCCCGCCCCUGCCAAUGAAUUUCGACCCUCGCUGGAUGAUGAUGCCCUACAUGGACCCCCGCAUGAUGCAGGGCCGCCCUCCACCUAUGGACUACUAUUCAGCAGGAAUGCACCCGUCUGGGCUUAUUGGGCGUGAACGGUCUGAUUCAGGGGGGUCUGGUUCAGACCCCUUUGAUAGGCAGCAACAGCAUCCAGGGCACCCUCACCGUGGGACCCCCCCUAUGGAUCCUAAGAUGGCCUGGGGGCAGGAGGUAUUCCCUGGUGGAGUAGAGGGCCAUGGAAUAACCUCCCCACUCAGACAGAAGCAGGCAUUGGAGGAGGACGAUGUGGCCAAAGGGCCCAGGAGCGACACUCCUCCUCAUCGCAUUCAAGAGGGUAGAUUGGGACCCAUUCAGCAGCCCAGCUCCACCUCUGGGACAUCCAAUCAGACACCGCCGCUAGUUGGCAAUCAAGUUGGGACCCAGGGCCACCACCCUCAUCACUACAUGAGUGGGCGGGGCAACUACAGCAACUUCCCUGACCAGGGUGCGAGGAUGCAUCCCCACCAACAACAGAGGGCGGAGAGGGGAAAUCAGCAGCACGCCUACACCCACCAGGAAGAAGGACCUCCACGAGGGUCUCAGCAGGGACAGAUAUGGGGAGCCCCUCACCCUCACUAUGAUCGCAACGGCCGUACUGAACAUCCCCCAAUUGAGAGCAACUCUCAUCUCCACCACCAUCACAGCCACCACCCUCAGCAGCCUCACUUCCCUCUCCAUGGCCAUAAGCCAGAGAACAACAGAGACAGGGUUGUUGAGGCGCCUGCUAAGAAGACCGACUCUUCUCCCCCAAUCAACCAACCUUCCCUCUCAUCCUCUUGCUCUUCCUCCUCCUCCUCUGUCAGAGAAGAUGGGAAUGUCAAAGCUGUCAUGCACCAUCACCCGAAUCAGAGAGAGAGUGAAGGGCACAGUCAGGCUGAAAGAGGCAACAGUGGCAGUAACAACCAUGUGAAACAGGAGAAAACCGGCCCAGCAUACACUCCCCAUUCCUCCAUGACCCCUAGCCCAACCCCUGCUCAACAUGGCACUCAAACUCAGCCUCAGCCUCAGCCUCAGCCUCAGCCUCAGCCUCAGCCUCAGCAGCAGCAGCAGCAGCAGCAGCAGCAGCAGCAGCAGCACCACCACCCUCAUGCUAAACCAAACCAAAGAGGGGGGCGGGAACACAAAACGGAGACCCAGUGGGGCCCACGACCUGGAAGCAGCAAUACUGGUGGGGGGUCCUCUCAUGGUAGGAGGGCCAACAAUGCUGGAGGUGGGAACCACUCCCGUGGAGGGGAGGACUCUUUCACUCCAUCGGACCACAAACCCUCCAACCAGACAGGAGGCAGCAAUGCCAACAGGAGGGCCGGCCCAAUUAAGAAGCCGGUGCUGAAAGAGAUGAAGAGAGACGGAGGGGAAGCUGAUGGAGGAGAAAAGAAUAUCUUUAGUAAGGAUAAAGAGAAGGAUAGUAGCCAAACCAGUUCGGUGAAGCAGGAAGGCUCCUCCACCUCCCAGAACACAUCAGCUCCAUCUAAAGAUGAGCCAGCUCAGACAGCCAAACCCAGGAAUGGAGGGAAAGAACGAGGAGGAGAGGAGGAGAGGAGGGGGGGGGGGGGCGGGUCUGGUAGAGGGCCCAAAGAUGGAGAUGCCACUUCUUUAGGAUUUUCAGGUUCUUCCUCCAGGAGGGACAGGGACCGCUCCUUUGAGAGAGGAGGAGGCCCCCCCCACCACCAUGGGGUCCCUGCCAAAGGCAGCAGAGUCAGUCGCGGACGAGGAGGAGAGUUCUACGGCCGUGGCCGUGGUUUCCGUGGCGCUUACACCGCCGCUGCUGGGCCCACUCCCGGCGGUCGGGGCAGAAUGGGUGGCAGGAGCGGCAGAGACUACCGUUCAUCUGUCGGCAGUGGCCACAACCACGAGUCAAAGGGCGAGGGAGCCGGGGGUCGGCACGGUCAGGAUCGGUCCCAGCAUAACCCGGCCCGAGCCAGGAACCGCAGUGAAACCCGAAGCGAAGGCUCAGAGUACGAGGAAAUCCCCAAGAGAAGGAGGGAGAGAGGCUCAGAGACCGGGAGUGAGAGCGGUGCAAGUGACCUCGGCCCCUCUGACAAGGACGAACACCCGAAACCCAGCAAGAAUGGCUCUGACAACGCCAAUGCCACCGGCAGCGUUAACAUGUCAUCUGCACCACCCAGAGGAUCCCAGGCCCGGGUGUUUACACCAAGAGGUGUGCCCUCAAGGAGGGGCAGGGGUGGAGGAGGUGGAGGAGGAAAUAUGUACAGAAGUGGUGGCAAUGUUGGAGGCCCACCAGGGGGACACAGGGGCGGACCCGGCCCCGCCUCUCAGGGUGGGUCCUCCAAGUCAUCAGGCUCAGCCCGAAAGCAACAAGUCCCGCCUCAUACCUCUGGACCCAAAGACUCGGGCAGGGGAGGAAAUGGAGGAGAGAAGAAAGACAAAAUAGCUGAUGCUAGUCAAACUCAAAGUCAGGGGUCCAAUCCCCCUCAGCCGUCUCUGCCCGCUGCACCUCCUGCCAGUUUAUGUUCCACUGAAAAUGGAGGAGUUGUGACGCAGCAAGCUUCGAGCAAUCCUACGCCCAAUCCUACGCCAAACUCCGGAGGGCCAAACGCUCCUCUUCCCACUAACCGUGGGUUCCCUCCCAGCGGGUUUGAGCGCCCACCCAGACGUCGUCGUCAUGGGCGGUCCCAGCACCAGCAGGACAAGCCCCCCCGCUUCCGUAGACUGAAGGAACGAGAAAAUGCAGCGCGCAUCAACGGAGGAGUGGGGGUCAUCGGUGGAGGAAGGCCCUCCUCCCCUUCCCUGAAUUCAGUUCAGGACAGUAACGGAGCACCCACCUCAGCCCCUGUCACAGGCAAUGCCCAAAAUACUAACCACACCACACUAACAACCAACAAUAACAGUGGUGGCGGGCAUCUCGGCAAUGCAAAUAAUCACCAUCAUCACCACUACAACCAGGGCAACGCCGGACAGACGCACCCCCAGCACCACCACAGCCACGGAGCAAAGUCCCCCGACUUCACCAACCAGAACUCGGACCAGGCCAACGAGGAAUGGGAGACUGCCUCCGAGAGCAGCGACUUCACAGAGUUCAGAGACAGGGAGGGAGGAGGAGGGGGCAAGGCCUAUUCUUCUCACCAUCCCCACCACGUGGGAAGGGGUGGAGGGGGAGGUGGUGGCGCGGUCGACCGUGACAUGUCGGGGAAAGAGCCCUUGGCUAAUAAAAGAAGCUUCUCAAGCCAGCGUCCAGGCAUGGAGCGACAGAACCGAAGGGUCAACCAUGGAGGAGGAGGAGGAGGAGGAGGUGGUGGAGGAGGGGGAGGAGGAGGAGGAGGAAGAGGCCCACGAGGGCCGCCCGGUGGCGGCUCCGGUGGUCCCGGAAAUGGAGGAGGCAACCGCGGGGAGAGGCGUGGCAACUGGCCCUCCCCGAAAAAUAGGAAGUGAUGAAAAACAUUUCAGAUGAACCCCACCCACAUUAAAAACACCCUCUUACAUCCUAAUCCCUUUUUGAUAAUUACUUCAUGGCUUAUCUGUUGGCUUCCCUAAACAUAUUAGUGCAUUGAACAGUUCAUGGAGAUGGUAUUUACCUUCACUUCUUCCCCUUAGCAUCAACCCACUAUCUACCGUCCGUUAUUGUAAAUUUCUCCGUUUGUUCCUUCUUGCUCUCCGUUCAGUUGUGCCCCCUCCCUUAUCUUCCCUCAAGAACCUCACCCCAGUUGGAUUUUAACAAGCAUGUGGUUCUGCAAAUGGGAGGUGCACGACGUUUUGACAGACAUUCACACAGAGAUCCACACACACUCACAUAUACAAGCACAAAUCAGACAUCUUUAUGAACACACGGAACACAUGCAGUCAUGUGGGUGCAAAACGAAAAACGGGGGAUUAAAUUGGCAAAAAUGGAUUGGGCAAAUUUUUAUAUUUAUGUACCGGUGUAUAUUUCUACCACACUUUGGCCUUGGGUGGUAUUCAGUAGUGCAGUGCUGCAUUACUUCCCUCACAAAGGGAAAAAGCUGCAGCUUCAUCUUUUAACGUGAACAAUGUACCAUAAGAUGUUUUCUCUUUGUGUCUUUUUUUUGGCCUUGUGUCAGAUGAGUUUCAACCUCUCAGCAAAUGUUAGGGGUGUGGGUAUUUUCUUCUAAAACGCAGGUAAUUAAAAAACCUUUUUAAUAAAUUCCCCAAAUCCCCUUUUUGAUGACUUUUUGGUCUCUUGCAAACUAUGUGUAUGAUUACUGUGAUAGGACCCAUCAAAGUACUACUGCUUAGUGCUCACCUACACUUUGCAUUGAUCACAUUGAUUUGUCUUUAAUAUCAAUGUUUCUGCUGCUUGUUCAGAUAGAUGUGUGAUUUUGUCCCAACCCCUAAAAAGUGGUUGACCUGCUCUGACAUUUCAUUUGGUUGGUCCUUUUUAGGAAAUGAUGGCUUUUUAGCCUCAUCGUAGCAUCCUCCUUAAGUUCUGCAUCAGUUUCCCCAAGUUUUAUUCUCUCAUUUGUGAGUUUUGUUUACCCUUUCAAGACUGUAUUAAUAGCUUAAUGGCUUUAUUUUAACAACCAUUAUUUCCUCAGUGACUACCAUUUGUAUGGAAACACUUUUUUUUUUCUCCGAAGAUGAAAUACCUGUCGAUCUUGUGAGGGGGGAAAACGAGUUAAGUGAAAAUGUAGGUCAUGUUAGAAUUAAGAAAAAAAACUUUGACUUUCAUAAAAGUUGUUUAUGCUUCAAUAGGUAAUUACAUAUAUGUUUUAAUAAGCACUCCUUGUAGUAUAACAAAAAUCAAAUGUUUGCAGGGGUUUUUUUAGGUUUUUUUCGUCUUUGUUUUUUUUGGGCAAGUUAUGUCAUGCAUCAGGACAGGUACUCUGUCUGGGCCCAGAGUACAGACAUAAGGAUGAAUAUUGUACUAAAACACCCCCUCUGUGUACUCUUGUGGAGACUCCUCACACCGAGAAAGGACUAGUACCAAGAGCUCUGAGUCUGACAAAGUACUUUUCAAAGUGUGUGUUCUCGGGAUGGCUGUUCCAGGACAACCAGAAGCCCAAACUAAUAGAUUUCAGGACAAUGCUGCAACCCAGUUUCCAAGAUUUCACUCGCAACAAAUAAUGCAGACCUGGAGUGUUGUGAAAAUAUUUGGAUUGAUGUAGAAUUACACAUGUAAACAUAGUUUGUAUCAUACUUCAAAUACAUAAAAUGGCACACAGACGGAAUCCAACUAAAAUCGAUUUAUACAUCAGCAUCAAUUCUGUCACUGCUGUAAGUUGGGGUGUGUUUGUUUACUGACAACAGUUUGAAGAUGGGAUGUUGUGAGUAGGGCAUUUGAUGAUUUGUGUACGUCGUGUGUGCGUGCUGGUGUGUGUGUGUGUGCUGGUGUGUGUGUGUGUGUGUGGCAUGUGUGCGUUUUCCGGUGUUUGCAUAAUAACUCGGGGGAAGGGGUGGGGGACCAGAGGGGUUUAACAUGAAUGGCAAGCACUUUUCUGCCUUGUUUGCCCACAUGUGAUUUAACCAACAUCAUUAAGACAAUUCUACUGUUUCUUAAAUACAUCCACAUGUAUACGUUCAGCUGUGUUUACAUGUUCAACAUCCAAAUGAAGAACACGCAGUGGAGAACUUCACCCUUUUUUGUGUGUGUGUAAUUUAAUCAUACAUUUUUCUGCAGGCAAGUGAAGUUGGACAUAUUUUAUUUUUCUCACUUCUAGCAUGAACACACACCCAUGGGUGCAGCUUGCCUUGCCUGUUUAUACAUUGAUAGCUGUACACUUAAACUCUGGCUCAAAGAGUCCUUCAUCCCUCCUUUACUCUUAAUGUUGAUGUGUGCAUUAUUUUAUGUACCCAUGUUAAAAGAAAAC